AUGGUACCUGCACUCGCCAGAAAAGUUUUUGCCAAAAAUAAACUGAAUGACAAUGUUACCAUUAAGAUAAAGUACAUGUGUAGGAAGAAUUUUUCCGGCGUGAAAUUCUUAGAUGGAAAUAGAAAGGCCGAUGAGUCCAUAUACUUUAAGAAGGAAGAUGAAGCCUUACUAAGAAACUUACUCAAGAAUAACCCUGACCUGAACCCAGACUUUAAUUUCACCGACGCUGAGGGUGGGAUUAACAAUUUGUCCAACGAUCUCUGUAUGGUGUUUUCCAAGCAUGGCAUAAAAGGGUUAAACAACAGUGACGCAAUUAGAGACAUCAUUAAAGUGUUUGAGUUGAAUGGAUACAGGAAGGUGCUCGACCAGUGA
Plasmodium coatneyi is the source of this 372-nucleotide messenger RNA. RefSeq lists its product as uncharacterized. The transcript is spliced from 2 exons. The record is from RefSeq and is a predicted model, not a curated record. NCBI's taxonomy places the organism in Eukaryota, Apicomplexa, Aconoidasida, Haemosporida, Plasmodiidae. Bases 1 to 372 code for a protein of 123 amino acids.